AUGGAUGCCAACUGGAGAUGGCUCCACACCACUUCCGGCUACACCAACUGCUACACUGGCAAUGAGUGGAACACUACCCUCUGCCCGGACGGUAAAACGUGCGCUGCGAACUGUGCUCUCGACGGAGCCGACUAUGCCGCCACAUACGGUGUCACUGCCAGCGGAAAUGCUCUUACGUUGAAGUUCGUCACUGAUGGCUCUUACUCCAAGAACAUCGUGUCCCGCAUGUAUCUAAUAGCCUCCGACACCAAGUACCAGGUGUUCAAAUUAGUAAACCAGGAGUUCACAUUCGACGUCGAUGUCUCCAAGCUGCCUUGCGGAUUGAACGGCGCCCUCUACCUCAUUGAGAUAGAUGAAGAUAGCGGCAUAGCCCAAAUACCCUGCCAACAAGGCGGGUGCCAAGUACGGCACCAGAUACUGCGAUACCCAGUGCCCGCACGACAUCAAGUUCAUCAACGGCGAAGCCAACGUCGAAGGCUGGACGCCCUCCUCCAACGACGCCAACGCCGGCACCGGCACCUACGGCUCCUGCUGCAACGAAAUGGACAUCUGGGAAGCCAACUCCAUCUCGGCCGCCUACACGCCGCACGUGUGCUCCGUCGACGGGCAGACGCGCGCUACGACGGCCUCUGCGACAAGGACGGCUGCGACUUCAACAGCUACCGCCUGGGCCACGAGAUGUUCUACGGGCCGGGGGGCACCGUCGACACGGCGUCCAAGUUCACGGUCGUCACGCAGUUCAUCGGCAGCCCUCUGGCCGAGAUCAAGCGCUUCUACGUGCAGGGCGGGACGGUGAUCCCGAACUCCGUCGUGCGCGCCACGGGCGUCGACGCCGUCAACAGCAUCACGGACGGCUUCUGCAACCAGCAGAAGACGGCGUUUGGGGAUACGAAUAGCUUUAAGAAGCUUGGUGGGUUGGCGGCGAUGGGGGGUGCGCUGAGCCGCGGGAUGGUGCUGGCGCUGAGCAUGUGGGACGACCAUGCGGUGAAUAUGCUGUGGCUGGAUUCGAGCUACCCGACGGAUAAGGAUGCGAGUGCGCCGGGGGUGGCGCGGGGUACGUGUGCGACGAGUUCGGGCGUGCCGAGUGAGAUUGAGGCGUCAGAGGGGGAUUCGCAGGUUGUUUACUCGAAUAUUAAGUGGGGGGCUAUGAAUAGCACUUUUGCUGCUUCGUAGGGAUCUCGUAAGAGAUGUUGGGGCAAUAGGGCGUCAUCUGGGGAUUGAGGCGGAAUGGAUGGUGAGAUGAGAGGUGGGUUUGAUGUUCUAAAGUUGUUGUAUUCUUUCUUUCCUUGAUCUCUGUUUUUUGUAAGAUCUGAGGCACUCAUUUGAAAUUAGGGUUGAUAAGAAAAGAAGUGGAGGGGCUGGUGGGCUAAAUUCAGAUGCAGAGCAUCGAGUGUAGAAUCUAG
Messenger RNA from Mytilinidion resinicola, 1403 nucleotides. Its product is annotated as glycoside hydrolase. The record is from RefSeq and is a predicted model, not a curated record. NCBI's taxonomy places the organism in Eukaryota, Fungi, Ascomycota, Dothideomycetes, Mytilinidiales, Mytilinidiaceae. The transcript is spliced from 2 exons. Gene Ontology annotation, biological process: carbohydrate metabolic process. Bases 1 to 1173 code for a protein of 390 amino acids. Gene Ontology annotation, molecular function: hydrolase activity, hydrolyzing O-glycosyl compounds.